Messenger RNA from Anneissia japonica, 7843 nucleotides. RefSeq names its product retinoic acid receptor RXR-alpha-B-like. Gene Ontology annotation, molecular function: retinoic acid-responsive element binding; nuclear receptor activity; nuclear steroid receptor activity. The coding region runs from base 156 to 1601 and encodes 481 amino acids. Lineage: Eukaryota; Metazoa; Echinodermata; Crinoidea; Comatulida; Comatulidae. The record is from RefSeq and is a predicted model, not a curated record. The transcript has 7 exons. Gene Ontology annotation, biological process: cell differentiation; retinoic acid receptor signaling pathway; positive regulation of transcription by RNA polymerase II. Gene Ontology annotation, cellular component: RNA polymerase II transcription regulator complex; nucleus.
AUAAAUGCAUAUGCAUGAGUGAUGCGAUCGCGCAAAUAUUAGCAACAAUUUCUGUGGAAACUGUCCGUUUCCGUCAAUUAUUUUCUUAGUUUUUAGGCGAUUUUCUCACUUGAAGUCAUUAUUAAGAAUCAAAGAAGAUUUUGAAAAACUUCAAGAUGGAUAGUAUGUCAGAAUUAGAUUCAAUAAGUCCUAUAUCAGCCAUGAGUUCAGUACAGUGUCCGACCACUACCAUGGGUUCCUCGCCUCUCUCUGCACAUUCACAUAGUGGUCUCGGUUCACCGCCAAUGUCUCACCCGCUCGGUCACAUGCAGUCACCGAAUUUAUCAAGCAUGAGCUCGGCAUCAUCACAUGAAGACAUUAAACCGGUCAUCUCAAAUCCCGUUAUCUAUGCUCCACCGCAUUCGUCCAUGCCAGGGAUACCCCACCUCCAGAUCCCAGGUGGUCAUUCUAUGUCCUCAAGCCAACUCUCCGGUGGAGCCACUUCUCCGAUGGGACAGAUGCCAGGACAAAGCAUACAUAAAAGCAUUUGUGCUGUGUGUGGAGAUCGUGCAUCGGGCAAACAUUAUGGUGUGUAUAGCUGUGAAGGAUGUAAAGGAUUCUUCAAACGAACAGUACGUAAAGAUUUAUCAUACGCCUGCCGAGAUGAAAGAAACUGCAUAGUAGAUAAACGUCAAAGGAAUCGAUGCCAGUAUUGCAGAUAUCAAAAGUGUAUUGCCAUGGGAAUGAGAAGAGAAGCCAUUGUUUUGACAGCCGUUCAAGAAGAGAGGCAACGCAAAGACAAGUGCAGUGGAGAUGGGGAGGUUGAGAGCACUAGUGGGUCGAACAAUGAUAUGCCAGUAGAGAAGAUACUGGAGGCUGAGUUAGCUGUAGAACCAAACACAGAUACAUAUGUUGACACACAGAAUGACCCAGUGACCAACAUAUGUCAGGCUGCAGAUAAACAGUUGUUCACAUUGGUGGAAUGGGCCAAGAGGAUUCCUCAUUUCUCAGAGCUAAUUCUAGAUGAUCAAGUGACACUCCUUAGAGCAGGAUGGAAUGAGUUAUUAAUUGCUGCUUUCUCACAUCGCUCCAUUGCUGUUACAAAUGGAAUCCUUUUGGCAACCGGUUUACAUGUACACCGAAACAGCGCCCAUACAGCCGGUGUUGGCACUAUAUUUGACCGUGUCCUCACAGAACUUGUUGCCAAGAUGAGAGAAAUGAGAAUGGAUAAAACAGAGCUUGGCUGUCUCAGGGCGAUAGUCCUUUUCAACCCAGAUGCCAAGAAUCUAACCUCAGUACAGAAAAUCAUACAUAAUGCCAGGCGUGUUGCUACAGAUCCAAUGAACAGUCUUCCCUUUGUUUAUUCAACAGAUGCGAAGAAUCUCUCCUCAGUUCAGAAAGUGGAAGAGCUACGGGAGAAGGUUUACGCAUCACUGGAAGAGUACUGUCGGACUCAGUAUCCGGAGGAGUCUGGCAGGUUUGCUAAAUUGCUUCUACGAUUACCAGCGCUACGAUCCAUCGGACUUAAAUGCUUGGAACAUCUCUUCUUUUUUAAAUUGAUUGGUGACACCCCUAUUGAUACAUUUCUAAUGGAAAUGUUAGAGGCACCUAAUAAUAGCUAAUUUAGCAGCUAAUCACCCACAUACAGUUGUAUUGAUUUACAUGAAUUUCACAAAUUCCUUGCUACUACUACCACUACCAUAACAACUGCUGCUAGAAUUACAUGCAGCGUACCACUACUUUGCUACAAACUCAAUAAUUAUUUAUCCAUUUUAUUAUUUUGUUGCAUUAAAAAAAUAUCACUUCCACUUGAUGAUUAACUACCACCAACACCAGUUCUCUACUCACCAGUCACUACUGUAGAGAACUACAACUAAUUCAGCAACUAAAACGAUGAUUAUCUGCUUAUUACCACAAACUACUUCAGUCUACUGAUUCUGUACUAUUUUACAGUAAAUUGAAUGAUAGUACAAAAAUAUCAUCAAUACAUGACGUACCUUCAUAUACCUCUUACUUUAUAACAACCACUGCCUCUAUAUCUACUCUGGCCACUGUACAAUAAAACACUGUCAUUGGCUGGUUUAUCAAGCGCCAUCAGGUUCUAGCUAAUCCAAAGUCACAGCUUAAAAGCGUUGGCAUAUCACCAUUGCAGUUAUAUGAAUGCCUGUCAAGAAGUUAAAGGGGAUGCAUUUGCUUUAGAAAAAGUUUCCAGAACCAAGAUUGGUGUUGCACCAGGAGAAGGCAUUUCUGCAGGCUGUUGGUUACCAGAUCACAGAUACUACACAGGCUGCAAGUUAAUAUAUAUUAUGUAGAUACAUAGGUUAAAGGGUACAUUCAGAACUCUUAGUUAUUUUAGAAGUGCUGUAGAUAUAUAUUUUGUUCAAUUGCUUUACUAAGAGAUAAUAAUAUGCUGCAAUAUAAUAGCUUACUAAAUAGCACUGCUUUUUUUCCUAUUGGCAUUAAUUUAGAUGUGAACUUGUGUAAGGGUUCCUGCAGUCAUAAACAAAAACUUUGGGAAAAAACGACUGAUCGAAUUUGGCCACUCUGUCUUGAACAUGCAAACAUGGUCAGAAAAUUGUUAUCUGACAUAUUAUAUUAAUAUAUAAUAUAGAUUAAUUUAUAACUACGUAAACUCACAAAUGUUAUAUUAAUUCAUAAUCUACAUUAAGUUUGCAUGGAAUCAUGGUUAUAAGAGAAAGUUCACUAAAUAGAAAUGUUGUGGUGCAGGAACCCUGUACUAAGCUGUUUGGCAAAAAGCAUGGAAAUAGAAUAUGGUUUCUUGUAGAAUUUAAUUGCAGCAUUUAUUUAUUAAUUUAACACUGUUGUUUUUUUCUGUUGUGGAUGACUUGCGCCAGUGGUUAUUAGGUAAUAUCCGAUUCCACGUAUUUACAAAUAGAGAUGUAUAACCCCAGAAACCCAGAGAAUUUGUUUAAGGUUACUAUGGACGGACCUGCCUGCCUAUUUUGGUAUGCCAUCUCGAUACAUCUGUAAAACACAAACCAUCAUGAUUAGCAUAAAUUGGUACCAAGGUGCCAAUUUUUUUUUUGUGAACAUAGUGUAAAAUUUAUAACUAGACUAGUGAUUAUAAACUAUAGACUAAAUGUUGAUGCAUUGUCCUGUUUAACACAGCUACUAUGCCUCUCACAAGCACUGAUGGUUUCAAUCAUGCCAAGAUUGAGACGCAAGAUAACACAUCUAAUGAAUAUUGUCAGGAUGAGGGAACCUAAUGUGGUCAUUGUGGUGUUGCAUUGUGAAAUCACUGUGUGAAUGUGAACACUGCAUUUCCCAUGUUCUUAUAUAAUUUCAUUAGCAAAUUUGUAUUAGUAGCAUAUAUGUUUGAAGACGGAGAUUGCAUCAAAGUCGGCAGACGUUCCUUUAGUAAUCUAAUUUAAAUGGUAUCUUUAUAUUUUACUUUUAAUAUUAACAAGCAUUUGGUUGAGGUGAAUCAUGAAGUGGAAUUCGUGUCCUGGGGCAGGAUACAUUCUUAUUGUUACCACAAAUUAUUGUUGUCAUGACAACCAAUCACGUGCCAGUCGUAUAUAUUAGUUCAUGUGCAAUUUGUAUGUAUCAUGGAGGCCGGACCGUCUGUCAUUUACAUUUUUAUAAUCUGUGUUCAUUUUUCAAAGCAAAAGCUUUUCAUAUGAAAUCAUUUGCAAAUGUAAUUACAAUUUUAAAGAGAAAAUUUAAUACCAAUUACUUACCAACAACUUACAUUGUGAUUGCUAAUAAAUUAAUAUGUUUAUAAAAUCACCCACCAGAAUUUGUCAGUGUAAAUUGGGAAAUAUAUUUAAAAUUAUCUAUCUUAACACUUGUUAAAUAUUUAUAAAAUUCUCAGAAUUUUAAAACCUUUCCACAGUUUAUUUUUAAAAUAAUUUUUUUUUUUAUUUAUCAAAACAAAAUUUAAAAGAAUGUAAACAGUAUUUCCUUAAUUAUGUAUAUAUAGCUAGGUUGAAUAAAAUAAUGUUAUGGGUAGGUUUUUUUUGAGGCUGAAAAAAUUGAUCAUCAGAAAUGGCCUGUAAAUUUUUUUAGAUAGUUUUCUAGGGAACCAUGUAGGAAUUUUGAUAGUCAUCAAGAUGCUUAAAAGUAUUACUACAACAAAUAAGCAAUAACAGUCAAAAGGCAAUUAUUCUUUAGAAUUCCUUCCUGAUAACAUUGUUUCCUUAAAAACUCAAUACUGUAGUUUCAAACCAGAAAAUCAAGCAUGGGCCAGCCACCCAUGAAAAUUUGCACCAUAUUUGAGAUGUGAUAUCGUUUUCAAGAUGGGGGGCCUUAUAUGCAUUGACCCAAGCCUCUAUUCUGGAAUUGGCAGAAUUGCAGUGUUUUGUGAACAAGUACUGUAAUAACUAACUAAAAUAUAGAUUUUUGAUUUUUUUUUACACUUAAGAUAACAAAUCCUGAAUAUGUUCCUGGUGCCCUCUACACCAUGUAUAAGUGUAAAUAAUAUGGCUUCUAAUAAAAUUAAAUUAAACAUGUUCAUGUAACAGACAACAACAGCAUAUGGGGGAUUUUUUGAAUUUGUGAAAGAGGACAAAUUCUGAGUGAUUAUACGAUCCCCAAGUGAUGUCAACUUGGUGUACAAUCCCAUUACAUAUUUAUUGCACAUGAAUUAUGUAUGCUUAUGUCUUGCAUUUGUAAACGGAAAAAAAAACCCCAAUCAAUGUAGUUGCUCAUUUAUGCAGCCAUAUAUGUAUAGAAAGUUUAUUUAUGUAUAAUUUUAUGUCAGUUGCCUACUGUUUUUUCGCUGUAGUAAUGCAACAUUUUCUUUAAAGUUAUUGGAUCUUAAAUUGAUCAAGAUGUUACAAAACAAAUUUUUGGUAUAAGUAAGAAACAUGCUGUUACAUUGCUGAUAUAAUUAUUUUAUUAUAAACAUUGGAAAAAUAUAUAAUUGUUGGUAGAUCCAGGGAUGUGCAUGGGGAAUGAGGAUAUACCCCUAUGUUGGCUAUCAAAUGUUUCCAGAGGGAGGAAAAAUGGGGGGGGGGGCAGAACUGACAACCAAAAAAAUAUGCCUGUUUUUAAAGUUUUGCAAUAAAAAAAAAAUAUACUGUAUUGUUUGCUCUGUGCAUAUCAGAAUUUUUUUGACAAGUUUGAUUUUCCCAUAUUUGGGCAUGGUGAUGUCAUAUCACACCCAUAUAUGGGCAAAUCACUGGUAUUCAUCAAAAAGUAUGGACAGAGCAUAAUAAGUUGGUGUGUGGGUUUUGAAACCUAGGAUGAGGCAUGGAAACACAUGUCUUUUAACAGAACAUUGCAAUUUCAACUGGAAACAUUUCAAAUUGACUGUGGUACUGAUAAUCAAAUGGUAGUAGAACAGUUUGGAAUUAUUGUAUGUUGAAUGUUUGUUAAAGAAGGAUUUAGUAUCAAUAAACAACCUGAUACCAUGGGCUUAAGUUCAGGUUAUUAAAUUGGGUGAAGCUGACCUCCAAAAGUAGGAGUAUAACAGGAGCUAAGUCAGUCUUUACACAGCUUGAUAAAGACAUGCUUCUCUCUGAUUGAGCUAAGUCAGCCAUUACUCAGCUUAUAUAAUUCUAUGAAUGUUGGAAAUGUAAUUUAUUACAUAGCGGAUGAUGGGUGGGCUUACUAUUACUAGUUUUGCAGGGUACCUUUGGCUGAAGAGUAGUAGAUAAAUACCUUGGUUAUUACAAUGUGUUUUUAUCUAAGGGGGAAAUCAUAUAAGUAGAUUGUUUGCAUGGGGGAAGUAUAUCUGACGGAUCAGAUUAUUGUACUGAAAAAAAAAUGUCUAAAUGAAGAACUUUGCUUAGUAUAGAACUGAAAUUAUCUAACUUCUAACCUCUUAAUGUAUAGACUGAGGGUUUUAAAUUUUUUUAAAUAUUAGGAUUAAAUGAUACUAACAAUUUUUUAAAUGUAUGCAAUUUAAUCGUAAAUUUGAAAUUCAGUGGUAUGCUAGUUUUAUACCAGUCAACUCUGAAAUAUGAAAACAUUUGGAUGUAUUUUUUAAUCAACAAGAGAAGUAAUUAUAUGAAUAGAAAUAAUUAAAUGUAUGUUUGGAUAUUUCAAGAUGUGUCUGUUUAAAAUGGACAACAGUAGAACUGAUAUAUGUGACUUUAGAAUGAAAAAAAAAAUAUAGAGAAAAUUAGGCCCAUAUGAUGUUUAUUUAUGCCAGAAGAUAUUUAGAGGCACAGACAAAGAAUAAGUUUAUGUAUUUAUACGUAAUUACUUAUAUGGAUAUAAAUAUCUGACCAGUUCUGGCAAAACCCAGCAUUGCUGGCUUUUCAAAAUUUUGUGCUAGCAACCAAAAUGUCAGAAAAUCAGCAUCUUGGUCAAUUUCUGGUUUUUGCAGUUUAUGGAAGAAGAGGUAUUUAUUGAAAACUUAAUACAGUAAUUCUCAUCAAAUAAACACUUUUAAUGGUUAGUACAAAAAUGUAGGGUUUUGCCAUAGCUGGUCACAUAUAAACAUAUUGGUCUAAAUGUAUGCUCAUAUUUUUGUGCUUGCGACACAAUAAUACACGUACAUACGUAUAUAUACAUAAGUACUGUAUUUGUAUGCAUAAAUUAUGUGUGUGUGUAUAAAUAUACGGUAUGUGUAUAUACUGUGCAUAUGAAAUGUAAUGUAUGUUAAUGGCCUUACAUAAGCAUAUGAUAGUUGUGGGAUGUAUAAAUGACAUAAUAGAACUCAAUGCACAAGUCGUCUUCAUUUUGGGUAUAAUUUUGCUGGGGUGUGAAUAAUUUGAGCCACCUUAAGCACAUAAAAUAUCUAUUCUGUUUGCUCUUUGCUAAAGUAAUUUCUGGGUGUUGGCAGCAAUUGUGAAAAAGGUUAAGGGUUACAAAUGGGCGUUAACCCCUCCAGUUAACUUAAGUAUUCACUCUGUGUACUUGCUUGUAUAUAGCUUUUGUGUGUUCUCUGUUUCUACAUAGUGUUUCUAUUUGUAAAUGAUGUUUGUUUUAAACAAAGUAAAAGAAGUUUUGUCUCCUAUAUUCCCAGUUUGUAUCAAAUAUUUUCUCCCUAAGUACGAGUAAGGAAAUUAAGUUGGUGUAGAGCACACCGCAAAGUACAGUAAAAAAUAUUGUUGAGGUUGAAAAUAUACAUAAAGGGGGUUAUUCAAUAUAGACUGCAUAUUUUGUUUAUUUAGUUGUUAUAUAGUACAUAUAUCAUGAAUUACUUUGGAAAAUAUUAGAGACAUUUGUUAACAAAUUAUGCAUAUUGGUUUAACUGAGCUUAAGAUUCUGAAUAAAUUUUAAGUUCAUAUCUUUUAAUAUGUGGGAGGUACUGAAAUUUGGCUUUAUAUUGCAUUAUUUGUCUGUACCUCAUAACUUGUAAAUAUAAUUAUUUUACUUAAUGUUGGCUCAUGAAGUUCAUCUUUUCUUAAAAUGUUUCAUUUCUGAUAAUAUUAUUACUAUACUGUACAUUCAGAAGCCCUUUCCUUUGUAAGGUAUCAAGUUAUUUUUUUAUUUUUUAUUUUUUGGAAAGGUGGAAUCAUUGACAGAGUGAGCCAACACAGAAAGUGUAUACAAGCCAAAGUAGAGUGGAGAUGGAAUUCCAGAAGGUUUAACAGUUUAGCAUUCAAUUGUAAACUUCUCCAAUGCAUGUUUUAAACUAUUUACAUUGAGUAUAUGGUAUUCCAGUUGUUGCAAUCUCCCUCUACCUCCUAACCUUCAGAAUUCUCUAUAUUUUAACCUGUGGAUCAAGUCUGUUUUGGCAUUGAGAGUUGCUUUUCACGGCGCAAAAAAAAAAUAAAUAAAAUGUGCCGAUUUCUAUUCUGCCUUUUCGCAUUAAACUCUCUUAAGUCAAUGGCUAGUACAGUAUAAGUUGUGUCAGGCAUCAUCAAUUCACUUGAUAUUUUGAAUGUGUUAGGGAACCAGCUCUAGAUGGACUCUCUUCUCUUCCGAAAUAAAACAUGUAUGACUGAAA